UCUCUCUGAGACACAGCAGAAGUUAGUAGCAAACGUUGUAUUGUGUUGUGUUUGAUGGAAGGAGGUGUAGCAGAAGCCGAUGUCUCUGCCUUCAGAGAAUGUCUGUCUCUUUCAUGGAAAAACCCUUUUGUUCUUCGUCUUGCUCUCUCUGCUGGAAUUGGAGGCUUUCUCUUCGGCUACGACACUGGAGUCAUAUCUGGAGCUCUCUUGUAUAUCAGAGAUGAUUUCAAAGAGGUCGAUACAAAGACUUGGCUUCAGGAAGCAAUAGUGAGCAUGGCACUUGCUGGAGCAAUCAUAGGAGCUUCAGUUGGCGGAUGGAUCAACGAUCGAUUUGGAAGAAAAAAGUCAAUAGUUGUAGCAGAUACCCUCUUUUUCAUUGGGUCUAUCGUGAUGGCUACUGCAAUGAACCCAGCAACCUUAAUUGUUGGUCGUGUUUUUGUUGGCCUUGGUGUUGGAAUGGCCUCAAUGGCAUCCCCUUUAUACAUCUCAGAAGCAUCACCAACAAGAGUUCGAGGAGCCCUUGUUAGUCUCAAUGGACUUCUCAUCACUGGAGGACAAUUCCUUUCCUAUGUCAUCAACUUGGCCUUCACAACCGCACCAGGAACAUGGAGGUGGAUGUUGGGAGUUGCAGCAGUACCAGCUCUGACACAAGUCAUAUUGAUGGCUUUUCUCCCAGAAUCACCUCGUUGGUUGUUCAGAAAGGGAAGAGAAGAAGAAGCUAAAGAAAUUUUGAGGAAGAUUUACCCUCCCCAACAUGUUGAAGACGAGAUAAAUGCUCUGAAGGAAUCAGUUGAAAUGGAAGUGAGGGAAGCUGCAGCUUCUGACAAAGUCAGCAUAGUGAAACUACUGAAAACGAAGACCGUGAGAAGAGGUCUAUAUGCAGGAAUGGGUCUUCAAAUCUUCCAACAGUUUGUGGGAAUCAACACUGUGAUGUACUACAGUCCCACCAUUGUUCAGUUGGCUGGUUUUGCGUCCAAUAGGGUUGCACUGCUUCUUUCACUGGUGACUGCAGGGCUAAAUGCAUUUGGCUCUAUUUUGAGCAUAUAUUUCAUUGACAAGACUGGAAGGAGGAAGCUUGUGUUGUUGAGUCUGUUUGGUGUAGUAGGUUCCCUUGUUGUUUUAACUGUUGUUUUUCACGAGACCACUGCUCAUUCCCCAAUGGUUAGCACAAUUGAAACCUCUCACUUCAACAAUACCUGCCCUGGUUACACCAUAGCUACCAACCCUUCUCAAUGGGAUUGCAUGACAUGCCUCAAGGCUUCUCCACAGUGUGGCUUUUGUGCUUCUAGAGCCAAUAAGCUAUUACCAGGUGCAUGCUUGAUUUCAAAUGAGAGAACAGAAGAUGAGUGCAAGAAAGAGGAGAGGCAAUGGUACAGUAGGGGAUGUCCUAGUAAAUAUGGGUGGCUAGCUUUAAUUGGGCUAGCACUGUACAUCAUAUUCUUCUCACCAGGGAUGGGAACAGUUCCAUGGGUUGUGAACUCUGAGAUCUAUCCCUUAAGGUACAGAGGAAUCUGUGGAGGAAUAGCAUCUACCUCCAAUUGGGUUUCAAAUCUCAUUGUGGCUCAGUCCUUUCUCUCCUUGACACAAGCCAUUGGAACCUCAUCCACAUUCAUGAUCUUCAUAUUCAUCACUCUUGCAGCCAUUAUCUUUGUCAUUAUUUUCGUCCCAGAAACCAAAGGACUUCCAAUUGAGCAAGUGGAGAACAUGCUCCAAACAAGAUCUUUGAACUUUAAGUUCUGGCAGUCAAGUCCUCAAUCUGCUCAAGUACCAGACCAAAAGCAUCAAUCAGUUUGAUUCACUCAAUAAUCUGGUGAAAGUAAUUCCUGUAGUAGUACUAAAAGAGUAAGAUGAUGCGUGUUAGAUUUCGCAUUGUAUAUAUACUGUGUUUGUAUUUCUGUUUAACCUUUUAACAUUUUGGGUGUCUGUGUAUAAUACUAUUUAUUUGCUG
Messenger RNA from Vigna radiata var. radiata (mung bean), 1948 nucleotides. Its product is annotated as probable inositol transporter 2. Gene Ontology annotation, cellular component: membrane. The coding region runs from base 55 to 1794 and encodes 579 amino acids. Gene Ontology annotation, molecular function: myo-inositol:proton symporter activity. Gene Ontology annotation, biological process: transmembrane transport. Lineage: Eukaryota; Viridiplantae; Streptophyta; Magnoliopsida; Fabales; Fabaceae. The transcript is spliced from 6 exons. The record is from RefSeq and is a predicted model, not a curated record.